Molecule: messenger RNA, 6278 nt
Organism: Boleophthalmus pectinirostris (great blue-spotted mudskipper)
Lineage: Eukaryota; Metazoa; Chordata; Actinopteri; Gobiiformes; Gobiidae
Gene: slc16a2
Product: solute carrier family 16 member 2
Biological process (GO): transmembrane transport
Molecular function (GO): monocarboxylic acid transmembrane transporter activity; thyroid hormone transmembrane transporter activity
Source: RefSeq, a predicted model, not a curated record
UGUUGAGGCUUAAAGACACAGCUCCACGGAUUUGUACGGCCUACCUAUCUGUCAUACAUUACAGAGGAAAACGUAAGAGAGGAGGAGCACCCACCAUAUGUUUGUUUUUUAGCUCUAAGAGAUGUUGCGAGUCGUGCUCAAAAUUUCUUAAAACGGGAUACGGACGGGCAAAAACGGGAAAGCGGAGCGGACUUUACAAUCGGCGAAUGGUUUGGCACCACUGUGUGAAGACUGCAAUAGUAAAUACAGCCAGCUAUAGCCUAGUAUAGUAUAGCAUGUGCGCAACACACGAAAAUAGCCUACACUGAGUAUGUAGGGCAGGUAAACCGCAGCGCUCUGGUAAGGAAUAAGAACAUGCAGUGAAGUUGUUGCUCGUUUCCUGCGGCUUAUAGGAGGCUUGUAUUGUACAUUAUCACUUGUACAAAUCUCUGUGCGUAUGCCAGUGACCUAUAUCCCAUGCAUGAUCGCCAAGAGCACACAUUAACCUCAACAGUGGACCAGACAACAUGGGGAUCAACGGGCUAGACAAUCAAGGCCAACCGGCUCCGGUUCUUCAGGUGGGAGACAAAGAUGCUGCCCGGGAUUCUGACAAGACCGAGCAAGUAGCGGGUGGUGAGGGAAAAGUCGCCCACGAGGAUAGCUCCGUGCAGCUCAUAGAGGCCAGCUGCAAACCUCCCAUCUCCUCGGAGUCCGGACUCCAGGUGGAGAGCCACGGACCCGGAACAGGCUUUGUCCCGCCUGAAGGAGGUUACGGCUGGCUGGUAGUCUUUGCAGCAACGUGGUGCAAUGGAUCAAUUUUUGGGAUUCAAAAUUCUUUCGGCAUCCUUCACUUGAUGUUGGUAAAGGAACACGCAGAUCCAGAGGACAAGACGUCCCAGUUCAAAGUGGCUUGGGUUGGCGCCUUGGCCAUGGGAAUGAUCUUCCUGUGUUCACCAGUGGUCAGCAUGUUCACAGACUCAUUUGGCUGCAGGAAGACAGCUGUCAGUGGUGCAUUACUGGCUUUUAUAGGACUGCUAAGUACAUCAUUUGCAAACUCACUGAUUCUUCGCUUUACCUAUGGUAUACUAUUUGGAUGUGGUUCCUCCUUUGCUUUCCAGCCAUCCCUAGUCAUCCUGGGUCACUACUUCCGCCAGAGAUUAGGGCUGGUCAAUGGAGUGGUAACUGCUGGUGCCAGUCUCUUCUCAAUGGGUCUCCCAGUUUUAAUAGACAAGGUGGUUGGAUCUCUGGGACUAGACAAGACAUUUCAGAUACUAAGCAUUUUUAUGCUUGUGCAAGCUUUUCUUGCAUUGACCUUCAAACCUUUGCUGCCUGCUGGUGAGAGCAUGGGCCCCCCUGGUAUGUGUCCAGAACAGACACAGCCAGGGACCAAUGCCCAAGAUGUGAGUAGGUGGAGCAAAACUCUUAAUCGAAUCAGAAAGUACUUUAACCUGCGGGUAUUUCACAUCAUCACUUACAGAGUGUGGGCAUUUGGCGUGGCCACUGCUGUCUUGGGCUACUUUGUACCAUAUAUCCAUCUGAUGAACUUUGUAAAAGAGAGGUUUAAAGACACUAAUAAGGAAUGGGUUCUUCUGGUUUGCAUCGGUGCUUCGUCAGGAGUGGGUCGUCUGCUGUUUGGAAAGAUUGGAGACCUUAUUUCUGGUCUAAAGAAAAUAUACAUGCAGGUGGUGUCCUUUAUAGUCCUGGGCCUGAUGUCCAUGCUGAUUCCUCAGUGCUUCGCAUUUGAAGCACUCAUUGUGGUGUGUGUGUUCUUGGGACUGUGCGAUGGAUGUUUUCUCACUAUGAUGGCUCCUAUUGCCUUUGAGUUGGUUGGGCCCAUGCAGGCUUCACAGGCAAUAGGCUACAUUCUCGGACUUAUGGCUCUUCCCAUGACUGCAGGCCCACCUAUAGCUGGCCUGUUACGAGAUUAUUUUGGAAACUACACGGUGGCCUUCUCUUUGGCUGGGGUCCCUCCUAUGGUGGGUGGUGUGGUGCUCUUCUUUGUGCCCUUGGUCCAGAGCAGACUCCAGAGAAACCAGUCGACUGCAUGUCCCGAGGAGGCGUCCACUACUGCUCACAUGCUACCCUCUGCUCCUUCAGCUGAGGCCAAGAGCUGCUCCAACGGAGACAUGCUGCCUGGAUACACGGAUGUAGAGACGCAUAUCUGAAUGACACCACACUAAGGUCACACAUAAUGCCUAUUUUAUGGAACAUACCUGUUGUAACUCUAGACUAAAGCUAGAGUGCUUUUCAGUGCUUUUCGUAUUUACAGGGAUUCAGUCACCAGCAUUUUCCAUCCUCUGUACCAGAGACAUAUAUACUACUAUACACUGACCAAUAACAUCUCACCCUAAUAUAUUUUCAUUUGGUUGUUUGAUCUCUUCGCCUUCAGAAAAGUACAGAAAGUGUGCUGUGGAAUCAAAAGAGGAAGGGAUGACACAUCAGUAAUGAUAUGGAAAUUUUAGAAUGAGAUAAGCACAAGAGUGAAAUGUAACAAUGUGUUUUCAGUGGGAACUUUAGUAACUAAUACCUCAAAGAGGAUUUAAAUGAAGAGAUUUUAUCUAAUUGUAAUCACCUUGAAUUUCUUUUUAGCUUUUUCAAACAUUUAAAGUUAUGAUUUUAUAUACUCAUUUUGAAGCAUUUAAACUAUGUACUAGUGAGCGGAUGCAUUUUUAUUUUUUAUACAGUACCACCUCAUCCAUUUACUACAGAAGGUGUACAUCUGACAUGUAUGAAUUACAGCUCCAGCCAUAUUUUUUAUUAACCUCACAUGGACAAUCUUUUGAAAUCUCAUAAGCAGUCAUUUUGAUCAUGGUAAUAGUUACUUUUUAGACUUUUUAGACAGUGUGAACAUGUUAACAGCAUCCUUUUAAACCAUUUUUAACCAUUCCAUUUUUCUUAACUCUGCCAGAGAAACCCACAUACAGCCUACACUUGUAGCUUUUCAAAAUGUAUUAAAUACAAAUAUUUUGUGAACACUAUGUUAAGAAUUUUAAUAUUUUAGCAGUACAAUUACAGCUACUGCAUAUAUUUUUGAAUAAAUACACUAGCGCCUUUGUUCUAGAUGGCAAUUUCAAAUAACAAUGCAUCAGGAUAUAAUUAAAAGAAGCCUUCUGAAAUGUUUUUUGCUCAGGCCUGUCACCAAUCUUUCAGGCGGUUGAUUUGCUGCUUUAGUGGAAGGUUCUCACUCACUGUGACACAUCCUUACCUCCCCUCAGAGGGCUGUUGGCAGUUAUGUGAAACCAUAAUCAUAAACACUUACCUCUGCUUUAAGGUGCAUCCUUGAAACAUUGGACUGGUGCAAAAGAGAACUACAAUAGGUCAAACAAAACAGGUCAAAACAGGGGUAAAAAGAAGUCAUUUUGUGUGCAGUAUAUGUUGAAGACAUUUACAUCUGAGAUGCAGUCAUGAUGAUAAUGUAGGAUCUUAAAGGUGCAGGUUGGGACAGAGCAUGAAGAAUGAGUCAUAUUAGUCACCCACUAUUCAGGUGCUACUGCAUUCUGGUAAUUGUCCUCUUGGCAUUCUGUGCCAUCUGUGACAAUAGACGAAGCUACACAAAGCUCACUACUGAGUAGUUUGUUCGGAGACUGACACUAAACAGGGCAAUGACAAACAAUCAUACCUCAAUAAUCAAAUGGUCCUCAGCAAACCAGUUGAACUCAACCUCAUGCUCUCCACACUUUUCGGUGGGGUGUUUUUACAGUGUGUAUCAGGUCUUAGUUGUAUUUUAAAUACAAAUAUAACUAUAUUAAUAAUUCAAAAACAUGUUCCCCAAAUCUAGAGUACCUAAAACUGUGAAAAUUACAUAAUGUUACCAUCCCUGCGUUUUUAUUAUGUUUUUGAUGUUGGUAUUAACUCUUUCCCCCAUGAAGACGACAUUUGACGAACCCCCUGUACCCUUAUGACGACUUUUGACACCUCCGCUGUAUCACUAAAGACGUGAUUUGACGACCUUUAGAAAUUGCUCGGUUUUUCACAUUUAAACAGAGACUGUGAUAGGUGGGGGCCACUACAACCCACACUAGACUGACCAAUAGGAUUCAAGGAUAUGUUUUCGCCGAUUUUUUUUUCCAAAGUUAAUCGAAGUAGUGACGAUGGUAGCUUCCGGUAACACAACACGAAACACGUGCAAUGGAAAGAUCGCGGCGCUGCGGCGCACAGUUUUAGAAAUAAUGAGGAGCGGACGUAUUUUAUGGAUAAGUUUAGAUAAUUGACUUUUAUUGAUUUCAAAGUGAUGAUGAAGUUGAUUAUAAAGUGGAAAACAACGAUAGCGACGGACUUACAGAGAGUGAAUCUUACGAAGAUGAGAAUGCCCCUGAUGCGUCUGUAUGGAGUCCUGCGAUAUCCGAACAAACUAUCCGGGCUUUAUACUCGAUUAUGAACCAAAAUUGCCCUGAAAUCUGGAUGUUGCCCAGGCUAGUCCUUUAAAAUAUUUCAGUCUUUUUUUCCCCAAGAUGCGAUGUAUAACAGAAUCGCUACAGAAAAAACGCUUAUGCGGAGCUCUGUGCACGAGAAAGUAAACAAGAUGACAAAUACUGGACACACACUGGCGGGGAAGAGUUUUAUUAUUAUAUUAUAAUAAGAUGAAUUAGUUUAAUAAGCUAAAUGAGUUGAAUAAAUUAAAUAAGUUGAAUAAGUUAAAUGGAAAAAAAUGAAUUAGGCUUGGCUAUACUGUAUCUGGUGAUAUGAAAUCUGUUUAAAUACUUUGACAAAGUAUAUUUUUUAUUUUUUUUAUGAAUACAGUACUCAGAACAUGUAUAUAUCAAAUGCUGAAUGUAGUUUUUUGUUUUCGAUUUUGCACCUGACCAGGUAAACUCUCAUCUUCAGUGAGCUGUUAUACACCUAUAAAUGAGUUGAAUCACAUUAAACAUCCAUAAAUGAAGAGUUCAGAGUCUAAGGUUUCCAGAGAUACCAAAUAUGUCUGUGUUACAAUUAAGUUCAUGAGUGUAAAAUUAAUUUAUAAUCACUCGUGGAAGUCUGUUUUCUUUUAUGCAAUUAUGCUCUAUGGGUAGCCCUAGUAACAUAUGUAUGGGUUGUUCCUAGUAGGCGUCCAGGGGGGAAAGAGUUAAGUCAAGAUCUUUAUUUAAAUCACAUAUAGCAGUCAUAUUCUGUCUUUGACUAAGCCCUAGUUUGUGCAGUAAACUGAGUUUAUUUCACCUGAAAGCCUACACUACUAAAAUCUGAUUAAUGAAAGUACAUAUAGACUAUUUUAAUAGCCAUAUUGGCUCUAAAAGCUGUGUGGUCCUAUGCACAACUGUAAAUGUCUUACUACCUUGUUACCAAUGCUUUUCUACAAGCAUACAGACUCCAGUAACCUCAGUUUGAAACAACAUUGCAUAUUCAAAAGGUUUUAAUGUUUGCUUGAGCUCAAAUGUUUUGCAGAAGCCGUCAUUACAAACAAAUAAAAAUUCACUGUAUGACCUAAGACAACUAAACCACAUCCAUGUACUCUGUAUACGCCUUCACAAAUAUACUUGCUAUUUUAUUAGAUUCUAUUUUUUUGGAAAGCUAAAUCUGUUAUAAGUAGUGAAAAAGUGAGAUAAGCAGGAAUGAUAUUCUUCCUGCUCGGAGCUGUCUUGCCUCUGCAGAAGAAUUAUGUGACUGACCCCUGAAUCAGAGAAGACAGUGUUAAGCUUAUGUUCAAGUUUAUUAUCAAGUGCUAUCUUAGAUUGAACAAUCCGCUGUAUGCCUGUUGUCCAGUGUAUGAUUUUUAAUGAUUUUCCCAGCUGUUUUUACAUACAGGUCAGAGUUCCACAGGGGCACAUUCUAUUUAAUAUUAACAACCACAGACUCACUGUGCCAUGUGUAAUCUGAUCUAAACUUAAUGAUCUGUGCCAAUUCUCUGCACCUCUGAUCUAACACUUUCAAAACUUAUUAUCUUUAAACAAUGACCACUCAAAGGUCUGUAUAAAGCUGAGCCAUGACACCUAAACUGCCAUUACAUUAACAUUGGUCAAAUCUGGUAAAUGUUACAGCUGUUAUGUAUUUUUUUUUCAACUGUACUAAAACUGACUAUGUCCACCCACCCCUAGCCUUACGUUACAGUAACACGAGAGGAGUGGAGGGCUUGCUGUUUUUCCUUUGACUCACUUUUAGUAAGAACAAGGCCUCCACUCACCUCCCCUCAUCACUUAUUCCGCUAUAUCCUACUUGUGAAAUAUUUUAUAGAGGCCAGUGAUGUUACAAAUUAAACUGGCCAAGCUGCUUGAAAAUGUAUAAUUUGUGUUCAUAUCUUUUGAAUCUAUCUAUAUCGAAACAGGCAAAUUUUCUAUUAAACCAACAAUAAAGAUGUAAUUUCAAAA